UGUCGUAUAGGCACUUUAAGCAUCGAGAACAUUGCCGUCCGGAACGUUGUCUAAUGACCGAGCUUUCCUGGGACGAGAAUAUUUUGUUUUGCGUGACCGUCGCCACGAAGAUGACGUUAAGCACUGACGAGACACAGUACCGCAGGUAGCUUUGAAAAUGUAAACAAAACAAAAGUUCAUUUCUUGACUUCUUGUCAUCCAUAUUUUAUCGGUCAUGGGCUCUUUUAAGGAAAACCGUAAGAUGCUAAUGUUAUCCUUUCAAAAUAACUGGAUCACAGAAGGUGAAUUUGUAUUACUUUAUGAAGCAAACUGCUCAAAAAAUUUGAUUUUUCCUCAUGCCGCGUACGAUCGCUUCAACCUCCAAGACAUGGACGAAACAGAGUGUUUGAGAGAAUUUCGUGUUCGCAAACUGGACGUACCUCGCUUGGCUGAUGCCCUUAGUCUACCAGAAACUUUGAGCUGUCCACAGAGGACGAAAACACGACGAAUUGAAGGACUCUGUAUACUGUUAAAGAGACUUGCUUACCCCUGCAGAUAUAGCGACCUAAUUCAUCGUUUUGGCCGUGCAGUACCCGAGUUAAGCAUGAUUUAUAACACGAUGGAGGACUGGAUAUAUCAGCAUCAUCAUGACAAAAUAACCCAGUGGAAUGAUAACCUGCUAAAUAGUAACGCUCUCCAGUUAUAUGCCGAUGCUAUAACACAAACAGGAGCUGCUUUGACCAACUGCUUUGGCUUUGUCGAUGGUACGGUGCGCCUUAUUUGUCGUCCAGGAGAAAAUCAGAGGAUUGUGUACAACGGACACAAGCGAGUUCACGCUUUGAAAUUUCAGUCUUUGACCCUCCCAAACGGAAUCAUUGCCCACCUGUUUGGUCCUGUAGGUAAGCGAGCAGCUGACAAACAGCACAUUAUUUUGUUACAUAUUUACUGAAAUUCACAAGCCGGUAUGUAAACAAAGCCUCCGAAUGGUCGCUGAACAAUAGUAAGCCAAUCAAAUGCAUUGUUUACAAACCGGUUUGUGAAUAUGAUUAUGACCCUUUGAACUUCCCAAGUUUAAUCCCAACGAAGUUUGUAACGAAGUUCGCAACAUUCAGGGAAACGUUAUGUGAAAUCAACUGUAACUGCAGACAUUACAUUAAUUUACCUGUAAUUUGUAUCAAUUGAAGAAAUAUGCCAAAUCCUGGCCAUAACAAUUCAUAUAAUAAAUUUAUAUAAUUAAGCUAUAUGUAUAGGAAAUAGCUAUAAACAGUAUAAUAUAAUGUAACAGAACUGAGUAUUACAUUUAAUGCCUGUAUUCUGAAAGCUCACACUCAAAGAGUGAAAGUUCAAUCUGAGCUUAAUUCCUUGGGUGUCAGUGCGGUUUUUGAAUGGCUGGAGGGUUAGUAUUGUACCUUACUAUAUGUGACUAUUCACCCUUCAACUAUUCAAAAACAGCAUUGACACUCAAGGGAAGUUUAGAUUGAACCUCCACUCUUUAAGUGUAAGUGAGAUUUUAGAAUGCAGGCAUAUCAUGUCAAUUGCCUGUUGUUGUUAAUUCAUUGUUAUGAUAUUAUAGAGGGGAAAAAACACGACUCCGCCAUGCUGACAGACUCUGGUCUCCUUGAGGAACUUGAGCAACAUGCUUUUUCACCAACAGGAAAUACCAUGUGCAUUUAUGGUGACCCAGCCUAUCCCCUGAGGAUACAUCUACAAGCACCAUUUCGUAACAGGGCUCUCACACCACAAAUGGAAGCAUUCAAUAAAUCCAUGAGCUCUGUCCGUACAUCUGUGGAGUGGAUUUUUGGAGAUGUAAUCAGUUCAUUUAAAUUUUUAGAUUUUAAAAAGAACCUUAAGAUUGGUUUGAGCACAGUCGGUAAACACUAUAUUGUUAGCUCACUACUGCGAAAUGCUUUGACUUGCAUGUACAGAAAUACUACAUCUAAAUACUUUGGUGUUGAUCCUCCUUCUGUAGAGGAAUACUUUGCAUAGCCAAUCACACGCGAAAGAAUGCAAUUAAUGAUUGACCCAUUAAGCGCCAGCGCUCUCCCCUUGACAAGUAAAAUCGUCUGGCAUUAGACAGAGUAAAAUAAUAAAGAAAGGCGCACCCAGAGGCAUAGCCAAGAUUUUUGGUCAAGGG
Paramuricea clavata is the source of this 2113-nucleotide messenger RNA. The record is from the annotation of a GenBank genome assembly. Lineage: Eukaryota; Metazoa; Cnidaria; Anthozoa; Malacalcyonacea; Plexauridae.